Molecule: messenger RNA, 970 nt
Organism: Sesamum indicum (sesame)
Lineage: Eukaryota; Viridiplantae; Streptophyta; Magnoliopsida; Lamiales; Pedaliaceae
Gene: INO
Product: Plant-specific transcription factor YABBY family protein
Biological process (GO): polarity specification of adaxial/abaxial axis; cell fate commitment; multicellular organism development
Cellular component (GO): nucleus
Source: RefSeq, a predicted model, not a curated record
UUCAUUUCACUUUGCUCUUAAUUCCUACACUCCUUGCCUGCUCUUUUCUCCCUUUAAGUAUGUCGACUUUGGACAAUUUGCUUGAUCUCCAGGACCAAAUUUGCUAUGUCAAAUGUGGAUUUUGCAGUACCAUCUUGCUCGUUAGUGUUCCAUGCAGCAGCUUAUCCAUGGUGGUGACAGUGAAAUGUGGCCACUGCACCAGAAUCCUCUCUGUCAACAUGAUGACGGCCCGUCUAGUCCCGUUGCAUCUCUUUUCGUCGCUUAGCCACCAGGAACACACGGUACAACCAAAACGGGAGGUUUGCUCUGAGGAAGUGCUUGCUGACAAGAAGGCGGCAAUUGGAUGUUUUCCUCCACUCUCUUUCUCGUCAGAUGAAGAAGUUGACGAAGAUUCUAACCAAGUUAUCCAUAAACCUCCGGAGAAGAAACAACGUGCCCCGUCUGCCUACAAUCACUUCAUCAAGGAAGAAAUCAAGAGGCUGAAGAUUGAGUAUCCCAACAUGACUCACAAGCAAGCUUUCAGUGCUGCUGCUAAAAAUUGGGCACAUUGCCCACAGAGUCAGUACAGAGAUGGAGAAGUUCAUGGCUAUGCCGGCGAACCAGACAGAAACCUGGCUAUGGUGAAGCAGUCGACAGAGGAUGUUGUCUGUAACGAGGUGCAUUGUUUUGGCAAUGGCUUCCAUGACACAAAGGCAUUGAAGCAAUGUAUUUGCAGGAAACCACAUUUCUAGUGCAACGGGCCGAUUCUCGGUCAACGUACGAGAAGUGAAGAAAGUAAGCUAGGGCUGCGAUGAGGGUUUAAUUAAGACAUGUGCGUGUUUUUGUUUGUUCGAAACAACUUAAUUAAGCAGGUCAAAAUUAUAACUUAUAUUUAUUACCUACUCUCAUCAAUACUACCAUAUUCCAUGUGUACAUAUAGCUAUUCUAUCCUUGUCUGAAUUAAUUUCUUGCUAGUACCUACCUACAGCGA